Knipowitschia caucasica is the source of this 3174-nucleotide messenger RNA. NCBI's taxonomy places the organism in Eukaryota, Metazoa, Chordata, Actinopteri, Gobiiformes, Gobiidae. The record is from the annotation of a GenBank genome assembly.
AUGAUGGCGUCCGUGGUCACCGGGGGCAACCACCAAAAGUCCCUGACGCUGAGAGGAGUGGAUCCAGAGACCUGCAUGAUCGUCUUCAAGAACCACUGGGCACAGGUUGUGAAGAUCCUGGAGAAGCACGAGCAGAGCCGCAGCAGUUCUGGAGCCCUAGGCUUCCUGUCGGGUCACAUGACCGGCGGCGGCAUGGCGCGUGUGGGUGCGAUCCCCGCAGACGAGGCCAGUGCGGUUCAGAACUACGUGGAACACAUGCUCUUCCUGCUCAUGGAGGAGGAGGUGGGCCAAGGUGGCGCUAUGGGUCCGAUCCUGGAGCUGGUGGUGGUGGAGGGGGUGUUGGAGCGACUCUUUCUCUGGAGUCUAAGGAGACAGUUCACGGAGGACAUGAAACUGGAGCAGCUGCGGAUGUAUCAGAUGUUGCUGUCCCAGGCUCGACAGCCGCUGCUCCACCACAAACCAGUGCUGAGGCCUCUGAUGAUGCUGCUGGCCUCCUGCGCUGGGGCCCCGACAGACAGAGGAGGCCUGGUGGAAUCUGAGCUCGUGCUGCUCUUACAUCAGCUCUGUGUGGUUCUGGUGAAGGAUCCGUCCGUCCUGGAGCUGUUCUUCCACACCAGCGAAGACCAGGGGGCCGCCAACUUCCUGCUCUUCUCCCUGCUCAUACCAUACACACACAGACAGGGGCUGGUGGGGCAACAGGCUCGGGACUCUCUGCUGCUGAUCAUGUCUCUGUCGGCCUCAGACCUGCGCGUGGCUCAACACAUCGCAGAGAACACCUACUUCUGUCCGGUUCUGGCCACAGGUCUGUCUGGACUGUACUCAUCUCUGCCGGCUCGACUGCAGGUCUACAGCGAGGACUGGCACUGUCUGGAGCCUCACGACUGGCAGCAGGUUCCAGCCCUCGUUCACUUCCUUCACUCUUUGGACUUCUGCAGCGCAGUGACAAAGGUGGCUCAUCCGUCCAUUCGAUUCCAGCUGCUCAGUUACAUCUACAACGGAUUUCUUGUGCCUGUCCUCGCUCCUGCUCUACAUAAGUGUACGGUGGAGGAGGUGAUGACCACGACAGCGUAUCUGGACCUGUUCCUGCGUUCCAUCCAUGAGCCGGCUCUGCUCCAGACCUUCCUCUCCUUCAUCCUGCUUCACUCUCACGACGAGGUGCACAUCCUGGACACGCUGGUCAGCCGCGUCAACACCCCCUUCCAGUUGGGGACUGUGUCUCUGGCUCUGUUCCGGACUCUCAUCGGUCUGUUCUGUGAAGACGUGAUGCUGCAGCUCGUCUUCAGGUUCCUGGUGCCCUGCUCUGGCCUGAGUCUCCUCACAGACUGCGGCUCCAGCGCUGAGAGUCUCCUGAGGCUCAUGCCGUCCUGGUGCUCUCAAACACACAGCUUUCUGCAGCCAUCGGAGCUCGUACACUGGCCCAAAGGAACGCAUCCCUUGGUGUCAGAUGUUGUCGGCUUCUGUCGUAGUUCAGAUAUUUUGAUGGACGUAAACUACCUUCACUAUCUGUGGGACGCACAGCAGGCCAUCUCCACAGCUCACAGAGCGUGUGAGCUGUGGUCGGCUCCGUACGACGGCCUGAACCCCUCCUCGGACAGUUUCCGCUGCGACACUCCUGGAAUCUUCAUCGAGGACGACAGUGACGACAUUCCUUUCCCGCGCCCCGAAAGCAGCUCCGUUUGUUCUUUAGCCAUGUCCCCUAUCCCCCCUCUGCUCUCCCCCACCCCGUCCUCCAUCGACACCACAUCCACCAGCAACCAGGCCACUCGAUCCAGCUCCGCCCUGGAUCUGGAAUGGGACGAGAUGUUCGACGAAGAAUCUUCAACCCUCGCCAAUAACAACUACUCGGACGAUUCGCAAACCGGCUUGGCUCAAAACCCUCCAAAACACAUCCAGGAAAUGAGACGGAACGCCAUCAGGCUCGUCCACGGAUCCUACGUGGAGGAGGCCGAGUUCGAGGAAGACGUCUUGGUCUACGAUCUCGUGGCGCAAAAAGACAUCAAGGCCGCUACUAAAAUACACGUCGAUCGAGAGAAGACUCCAAAAAUGAAGUCACCGGUGAGAAAUACGUUUGCGUCUCUGUUGACGUCGACUGGAAAAAGUGUUUUGGAAACGGUGAACAGCAUCAUGUCGACGAGAAGACGUAGCGAAGACACGGGAAAGGAUGAAAGAAUAAAGAUCGAAGUUCAAGACCUGCCCAAAAGCCACUAUGUACUCACCAACGGCUUCAGUGGGAGCAAUAACAUUUUUGAGAUCGACAUCAAAAGCGAUUGUAACAUGCUUUAUAGGAAUAACGUCAACAACGUAGUCAAACCGGUGGAGGACGUGUUGUUGAACGGACACCACGAGGCAAAAGAGGAAACUCCGCCAACAGUGGUUCAAAGUGAGGUUAGCAUUAGCAACGAUAGCUUCAUGUUUCAGUACGAAGAGUUGAUGCGGUCGUUAGGCGUGGAGCCAGACGUGGAGGAGUUCACGGACGACAUCGGAUCGUUCAGGAGGAGAGUGCGAGCGCUGAGGAGGAAGCUACAGCAGGAGGAAGAGGAGGAGGUGAGGCUGUGCGAGGAGGCCCUGGGCUGGGACAGCGGCGGAGACACGGAGGAGAGGGAGCGAGACGAGGAGGCCAAAAACAAUGCGACCAACGGGGUAGCAUUCACAGGUCCGUUCGUCAGCGUGCUUCUGUCUCGUCUGGAGAAUCUUCUGGAAAACUCGAUUGCUGUGAAUCUGUUGGUGACUGGGAUCCUGGCUCAGCUGGCGUCGCACCCACAACCUCUUCUCCACAGCUUCUUACUCUGCACCGAGACGCAACACACACACUGCAACACACGCACACUCUACCAGGUCCUGGUCUCGGUGCGUGAGCAGAUCGAGCGCUUCCUGACGCACACUCCGGAAUGUGCAGCGCUGGUGUCUGAGGCCUGGAGGUUUCUGCUCAUCAAGGAUCAGGACAAGAAGAUCAGAGAGCUGCUGCAAUCGGCCCCAGACUCCUCCUCAGACGGGCCUCUCCCAAACGGCUCAGUGGCCCCCUGUGCCCUGGUUCUGCCCCCCUGCCCCGCCAUCCCGCCACAGGCACAGAGCCGCGUGUUCGCCAUGGUCCUGUUCGCCGAGUUCCUCAAAGAGCUGGCCGCCAUCGCACAAGAGCACAGCGUCGGCCCGGAACGCCACGGAGAACACACCUGA